This is a messenger RNA of Cadophora gregata, 1011 nucleotides long. RefSeq lists its product as uncharacterized. The coding region runs from base 1 to 1011 and encodes 336 amino acids. The transcript has 5 exons. The record is from RefSeq and is a predicted model, not a curated record. Lineage: Eukaryota; Fungi; Ascomycota; Leotiomycetes; Helotiales; Ploettnerulaceae.
AUGAAUUGGCUUUUACUCGCCCUGGCCCUCGUGGCACCGUCCCAGGCUGGACUUCGGUUUGGAUGCUCGACUAUCAGUAUUGAGCGACUCGAUCCUCUCGUUGAACCGGGAAGCAUCCCUUCAGCGCAUGUCCAUCAAAUCGUUGGUGGCAAUGCCUUUGCUCCAACAAUGAGCUCGGGUGCGAAGAACAAUAUCUCUGAGACAGCUACUUGCACUUCAUGCUUCUUCUCCGAGGAUUUCUCAAACUACUGGACGGCAGUCAUGUACUUUAAGGCUCGCAAUGGCACCUAUAAGCGUGUCCCAAUCUUUGCCAAUGCUCAGCUGGAGGGGUCCACAGAUGGUAUGACCAUCUACUACACCCAGAAGGACUUCAACUCGAAUGGAAAUAAGAAGAUCACAGCUUUCCCUCCAGGAUUCCGCAUGACGGUGGGUAGCCCCACAGUGAACACCAAAGCUGGCGUCGCCAAAGGUCUUGCAUAUACCUGCCUCCAAACAGUCUUGACCAGAGGAGCCGAGACUCCCGACUUCCCGACAAAGCCAUGCCCUGCUGGCAUAAUGGCAAUCCAUCACUUCCCAUCAUGCUGGGAUGGAAAGAAUGUUGACAGCCCUGACCACCAAUCUCAUAUGUUCAGCACAACCAAAGGCGGCUUCCAAGAGGCCGGUCCUUGCCCAGCCUCUCAUCCUGUUCGCAUGCCCCAGCUGGCAUAUGAAACGAUGUGGGAUACCACGAAGUUUAACGACAAGUCCUUGUGGCCAACUGACGGCUCUCAGCCAUUCGUUUGGAGUAUGGGUGACAGUACUGGAUACGCGACUCAUGGUGAUUACGUCUUCGGCUGGAAGGGCGACUCGCUCCAGAAAGCUAUGGACUCAUCUUGCAUGUUCCAAGCUUGUGGAAACGGCAAGCCACUCCUGAGUCAGAACGCGGCAGCAAUCAACAAGUGCAAGGUCAAGAAGACAGUUACUGAAGAUACUGAAGGAUGGCUCACAGCUCUUCCUGGUAAAGCCAUGUAA